Molecule: messenger RNA, 919 nt
Organism: Astrephomene gubernaculifera
Lineage: Eukaryota; Viridiplantae; Chlorophyta; Chlorophyceae; Chlamydomonadales; Astrephomenaceae
Source: the annotation of a GenBank genome assembly
CAUAUUCCCACAUAGGUUGGAGCUUAAGAGCCUACAGGGUAGCAGCAGCGUUAGUUCGCGCGCGCCCUUUACGUUACCUCCCCGGAACUUUCCGGGUCGACCCAAAUCAGUUCUGUCGAAAGACGCACAACACAGCAACUGAGAGGUACAGCAAGUAGCUAACGUCACAGCAAUGGCGUCCAAGGCUCUGCUGCUGGCGCUGCUUGGCGCCGUGGCAGUCCUUGGCGUGACCGCCGAGGAGCUCAGCACUUCCGGCAGGUCACUGCUAGCGACUGGCUUCCCCUACUGCGCUUGCGACAACAAGGCGAAGCACAGCCCUUACCGUCUUACCACGGCCCCCUCUGUUUCCUAUAUGGGCCAGACUUGGAUGUGCUUCACCCUGUACCUGAACGCCACCGGAACUAGCUGCUCUCUGCCUGCGGGCUCGCGCCCUGCUUGCUGCGAUGCCAACCUGUACAAGCUUGAGUUCGACGUUGACCCCGCCUGCAAGGGCACCUCUGACUUGGCUCUGCUGUUCAAGGGCUACAACACCGUCGUUGAUGGCGUGACCAUCCAGGAGACCGUGAAGACGAUUAGCAUCGAGGUCCUCGACAGGACCCCUGCUGCCGCCGUCCUGCGCAUUUCUAAGGGCCUCGAGAUGCCCCAGGCCGUCCUUGCAAGUUUCUCCUCCGGUCUGCCUGUGUGCUUCAACCGCAAGCCCGGCUUUUGCACCACCACCCAGCUCUUCAUGUCGCCCGACUCCGCUACCUACGCCCUCUUCAACACCAACAAGAACUGCUGCCCCAGCGGACUGGCUGGCCCCCUCAACCCUCCCGACCAACCCAAGCCCAACACCUACCCUUCUCCUCCUGCUGCUCCCCUGCCUCCUUCUCCCGAGCCUCCUUCUCCGUCUCCCAUGGCUGGCAAGAGGUCCCCGCCG